AUGGCAAAGAGUCUACGCUCUAAAAUCAAGCGAAAGUUCCGCACAGAGCUACGGAAGCGCAUCGGUGUGCCACACCAAGCGAUACAGGAAGCGAAGAUCCAGGAAAAUCUGAAGAAGGCCAUUGCCGGACAAGGUACUGGCACAUCAGUGGCAAGUCUAAAGAAGCUCAUGGGUGUCUCAGUACCCGUUACUAGCAAUGAAAUUACUGGAAUAGUGAAGAAACAAACAUCUGCGGAAGCUGAGGCUGUUCUGCUGAAUCAGGAGACUGACGUCUCCAUGGAGAAAGUAAAGAAGGACAAAAAGAAGUCGAAGAAGAGGAAAACAAAGUUUGUGCAUUUCCAUCAACUCCGUAAGAAAGGCGUGUGA
Peronospora farinosa is the source of this 366-nucleotide messenger RNA. NCBI's taxonomy places the organism in Eukaryota, Oomycota, Peronosporomycetes, Peronosporales, Peronosporaceae. The record is from the annotation of a GenBank genome assembly.